UGGGGAGCACGUGCUGCUCUGCAGUCCCGUGGAAAGGAGAGCAAAGGUUUAGGGAAGCCGUGAGGAGAGGACAGAGAGCGACAGCACAGCGCCACACCUACAGCAGCGGGCUGCGUGUAAACUCCCCGAGGAGCUUCUGACCGCCGUUUCUUUAAGCGUCGUGCGCGUGUGUGUGUUGACAUUUCAUCGGCUCCUUUCGUGACUUCUAUUUUACAAAAAAAAAAAAAACACUUCCUCAAUGGCACCGGUGGAGCAGGGGGCGAGCGCGCGGAAUGAGCAAGGGAAGCGAGAAGAGAGAGAGAAAGCGAGAGAGAGCGAGCAGGAAGAGGAGGAGGAGGCGGUCAGCGCGGUGAAUGCCCGUCACUUGGCGCCAAGGCCAGGGCUGGCUCCCGCGCUGCGGAACGUGGAUUACACCGGUCCGCUCCCCGCGGACCCCAUCCUAAUACGUCACCGCCACGUGGUCGCCUUGCCGCCGCAGGACUUCCAGGAGCUGCGGGACGGGCACGCCAAGAACCAUUUGCUGUUCGAGGACCCGCGGUUCCCCGCCGACGAUUCCUCCCUGUACCCCUCUGGCGAGUGUCCCCUCGCCUGCGAGUGGAAGCGGCCGUCUGACAUCUGCGAGAACCCCCAGUUCAUCGUGGGAGGGGCCAGCAGGACGGACAUCUGUCAGGGGGACCUGGGUGACUGCUGGCUCCUGGCGGCCAUCGCCUGCUUGACUCUGAAUGAAAAGCUGCUGUACAGAGUGGUGCCUCUGGAGCAGAGCUUCACAGAGAACUACGCUGGCAUCUUUCACUUCCAGUUCUGGCGCUAUGGCGACUGGGUCGACGUCGUCAUUGACGACCGCAUCCCCACGUUCAAUAACCAGCUGGUCUUCACCAAGUCAGCGGAGAGGAAUGAGUUCUGGAGCGCCCUCCUGGAGAAAGCCUAUGCCAAGCUUCAUGGCUCCUACGAGGCCCUGAAGGGUGGGAACACCACGGAGGCCAUGGAGGACUUCACCGGAGGGGUGACGGAAUUCUACGAAAUGAAGGAGGCCCCCAAGGAGCUCUACAAGAUCAUGAAGAAAGCCCUGGAGAGGGGGUCUCUCAUGGGCUGCUCCAUCGAUUCCCUGGUUCCUGCCCGGUUUGAGACCCGUACAGUGACAGGACUGGUCAAAGGCCACGCCUACUCUGUGACAGCAGUAGAGGAGUGUAAACAGUCUCAGAGUAAGGAGACCAAGGUGCGUCUGGUGCGGCUUCGGAACCCGUGGGGCCAGGUGGAGUGGAACGGCCCCUGGAGUGACAACUCCAAGGAGUGGGCGACCAUUUCCAAAUCCGAGAAGGAGAAGCUCCAGCAUCAGAAUGCUGAGGAUGGGGAAUUCUGGAUGUCUUUCGAGGACUUCAAGAAGAACUACACUAAGAUUGAGAUCUGCAACCUGACUCCCGAUGCCCUGGACGAUGACAAAAUCCACAAGUGGACGGUUUCGGUGAACGAGGGUCGCUGGGUGCGUGGGUGUUCUGCCGGGGGCUGCAGGAACUACCCAGACACAUUCUGGACGAACCCUCAGUACCGCCUGCGUCUGCUGGAGGAGGACGACGACCCCGAGGACAGCGAGGUGGCCUGCAGCUUCGUGGUGGCCCUGAUGCAGAAGAACCGCAGGAAGGAACGCAAGAUGGGGGCCAACCUCUUCACCAUCGGAUUCUCCAUCUACGAGGUGCCAAAAGAGAUGCACGGUAACAAGCAGCACAUGCAGAAGGACUUCUUCCUGCUCAACUCCUCCAAGGCGCGCUGCAAGUCCUACAUCAACCUGCGGGAGGUGACCCAGCGCUUCCGCCUGAGCCCCGGGGAGUACGUGAUCAUCCCCUCCACCUACGAGCCCCACCAGGAGGGCGAGUUCAUCCUCAGGGUGUUCUCCGAAAAGCGCAACACCUCAGAGGAGAUAGAGAACAGGAUCGAGGCAGACCAUCCGGUGCCGGCCCCAGCCUCCGCGGGGGAGGAGAGCGAGGAGGACAAGCAGUUCCGGACCAUCUUCCAGCAGAUCGCCGGGGACGAAAUGGAGAUCAGUGCCAACGAGCUCAGGAACGUCCUCAACAAAGUGGUCUCCAAACACAAGGACCUGAACACAGAGGGCUUCAGCCUGGAGAGCUGCAGGAGCAUGAUUGCCCUCAUGGACACAGAUGGCACGGGCAGGCUGAACCUGCAGGAGUUCCGACACCUGUGGAACAAGAUCAAACAGUGGCAGGGGGUCUUCAAGCGCUACGACACGGAACAGAAGGGCAGCGUCAACAGCUACGAGAUGAGGAACGCGGUCAACGAUGCGGGCUUCCGUCUCAACAACCAGCUCUAUGACAUCAUCACCAUGCGCUACGCCAACGAGAGCAUGAACAUCGACUUCGACAGCUUCAUCAGCUGCCUCGUGAGGCUGGAGGGCAUGUUCAGGGCAUUCCAGGCCUUUGAUCGGAAAGGAGAUGGCAUGAUUACGCUUACUGUCCUGGAGUGGCUCCAGCUGACCAUGUAUGCCUAGGCAGGCCCCGUGACUGCAGGUGAGCCUCGUUCUCCACCUGGACCACAACCGGACCACAACCACACCACAACCGGACCGCCACCAGCCUUGGCUUCACCUCGCGCCGUGCCAGCC
Molecule: messenger RNA, 2614 nt
Organism: Anguilla anguilla (European eel)
Lineage: Eukaryota; Metazoa; Chordata; Actinopteri; Anguilliformes; Anguillidae
Gene: capn3a
Product: calpain 3a, (p94)
Exons: 21
Coding region: 239-2500 (753 amino acids)
Biological process (GO): proteolysis; negative regulation of apoptotic process
Cellular component (GO): cytoplasm
Molecular function (GO): calcium-dependent cysteine-type endopeptidase activity; calcium ion binding
Source: RefSeq, a predicted model, not a curated record